CCCUGAUAAGGGGGACGCCAAGUUGGGGCGGCUGGAACGGAAGAUUUCAGAGCUCAGCGCCUGACCGAAGACCUCUGGAGCUGCAGUCCCCAAGCCGCCUCUGGUAGCACCAUGCCGCGCCUUGACCUGAGACCCUGGGUCUGCCUGCUGCUGCUGGACUCGGCCUUUCUUUGGGUGCUUCAAGGGACUCUGGGGGCUCUGCUUCCCGGAGGCCUUCCAGGCCUAUGGCUGGAGGGGGCCUUGCGACUUGGAGGGCUGUUAAAGCUGGGAAGGCUGCUGGGAUUUGGGGGGACAUUGCUGCCCCUGCUCUGCCUGGUGAUGCCCACUUUUCUUUCGCUGAGGGCCCUGGUCCCAGGGGCCUUGCAUGCACCCCCAGUCCGAGUGGCUUCAGCCCCUUGGAGCUGGCUGCUGGCCAGCUAUGGGGCUGCAGCGCUAAGCUGGGCAUUAUGGGCCAUACUGAGCUCUGGGGGAGCCCCUGCCUCAGCCCAGGAGAGGAAGCAGGGCCAGGAGAACAAAGCAUUGAUGUGGAGGCUGCUGAAGCUCUCUAGGCCAGACCUGCCUUUCCUCAUUGCUGCCUUCUUCUUCCUUGUUAUGGCCGUUUGGAGUGAGACAUUAAUUCCUUACUAUUCUGGUCGUGUGAUUGACAUCCUGGGAGGUGACUUUGACCCUGAAGCCUUUACCAGUGCCAUCUUUUUCAUGUGCUUCUUCUCCUUUGGGAGCUCACUGUCUGCAGGCUGCCGAGGUGGCUCCUUCCUCUUCACCAUGUCCAGAAUCAACUUGCGAAUCCGGGAACUGCUCUUCUCCUCCCUGCUGCGCCAGGACCUCGGCUUCUUCCAGGAGAUUAAGACAGGGGAGCUGAACUCACGGCUGAGCUCGGAUACUACCUUGAUGAGUCGCUGGCUUCCUUUAAACGCCAAUGUACUCUUGCGAAGCCUGGUGAAAGUGGUGGGACUGUAUAGCUUCAUGCUCAGCCUGUCACCUCGACUCACCCUCCUGUCUCUGCUCAACGUACCCCUCUCAUUAGCAGCUGAUAAGGUGUACAAUUCACGCCAUCAGGCAUUGCUUCAGGAGAUCCAGGAUGCUGUGGCGAGAGCAGGGCAGAUAGUGCGGGAGGCAGUUGGAGGACUGCGAACUGUCCGGAGUUUUGGGGCAGAGGAGCAUGAGGUCCUUCGCUAUAGGGAGGCCCUUGAACGUUGCCGGCAGCUGUGGUGGCAACGAGACCUGGAACGAGCCCUGUACCUGGUCUUCCGGAGGCUGCUGCACUUGGCAGUGCAGGUGCUGAUGCUGAACUGUGGUCUGCAGCAGAUACUGGCUGGAGAUCUUACCCAGGGCGGGCUGCUCUCCUUUCUGCUCUACCAGGAGGAUGUGGGAAAUUAUGUGUUUAGCCUAGUAUACAUGUGGGGAGAUAUGCUGAGCAACGUGGGAGCUGCUAAGAAGGUUUUUUGCUACUUGGACCGACAGCCAGACCUGCCCCCAUCAGGGACACGGGCCCCUUCCACCCUGAAGGGGCAUGUGGAAUUCAAAGAUGUCUCCUUUGCAUAUCCCAGUCAUCCUGACCAGCCUGUGCUCAAGGGGUUGACGUUCACCCUUAGUCCUGGUGAGGUGACCGCGCUGGUGGGACCCAAUGGGUCUGGGAAGAGCACAGUGGCUGCCCUGCUGGAGAAUCUGUACCAGCCCACAGGGGGCCAGCUGCUGCUGGAUGGGGAGCCCAUCUCCCAAUAUGAGCACCGCUACCUGCACAGAAAGGUGGUUUUGGUGGGGCAGGAGCCUGUGCUUUUCUCGGGCUCUGUGAGGGACAACAUUGCUUAUGGACUGGAGAACUGCACGGAUGAGGAGGUUAUGGCUGCUGCCAAGGAUGCCCGUGCAGAUAAAUUCAUAGCGGAAAUGGAGCAUGGGAUGCAUACAGAUGUAGGAGAGAGAGGGAGUCAGUUGGCUGCGGGACAGAAACAGUGUCUGGCCAUUGCCCGCGCGCUUGUACGGGACCCACAGGUCCUCAUCCUGGAUGAGGCCACCAGUGCCCUGGACGUUGAGUGUGAGAAGGCGGAUGGGUUCUGGGUGGGUUUCCUGGGUGGUGGCUCUAUUAGUCAGUCUGAUCAGGCUGGAUUCCUCUGUGACUCAAGGCAGAAACUCUCCAGUGAUGUGGGGAUGUUUGUGGCAUUGACGGAGCUGGGGAGACCUGAUGCUGAGCGAUGGAACAACCGGACGGAUAUAUUGGAGAGGAGCAGAGCUUCUGUGGACGUACUCUGCAGAUAUAAUUACAAACUUGGUGCAUCCUUCACAGUGGGGAGAAAAGUGCAACCGGAGGUGAUGGUGUAUCCAGAGAGGACCCCAUCCCUACAACACCCCAAUUUACUGCUCUGCUCUGUGACAGAUUUCUAUCCAGGGAACAUCAAGGUCAGAUGGCUCCGGAAUGGGCAGGAAGAGAAAGAUGGGGUCAUGUCCACUGGCCUUAUCAGGAAUGGAGACUGGACUUUUCAGAUUAUGGUGAUGCUGGAAAUGACCCCUGAACUUGGAGAUGUCUACACCUGCCUUGUGGACCACUCCAGCCUGCUGAGCCCUGUUUCUGUGGAGUGGAGUGAGAGUCAGCUUCUGUGCUCUCUAGGCCUGACUCAGGAUCAUACUGAAUCUAUAUGGGGCCUGUGUUACCUCUGCACACUUCUUGGUCACAACACCAAUUCUUUUCCCUAAUCUGGGCGAGUCACAGAGAUCUGGAGUCCUUGGGCUAAAGUGGGAGUAAACAUUGCAGAUAUCUAUCCUGUACCUUCCAAGCCCUGGUGGUACAGUGGUUAAGAGCUCAGCUGCUAACCAGCCAAAAGGUUGGCAGUUGGAACUGUCAGCUGCUCCAUGGGAGAAAGAUGUGGCACUCUGCUUC
Trichechus manatus latirostris (Florida manatee) is the source of this 2872-nucleotide messenger RNA. It is a transcript of the gene TAP2, whose product is annotated as transporter 2, ATP binding cassette subfamily B member. Gene Ontology annotation, biological process: oligopeptide export from mitochondrion; antigen processing and presentation of endogenous peptide antigen via MHC class I; immune response. Gene Ontology annotation, cellular component: TAP complex; endoplasmic reticulum membrane; MHC class II protein complex. Lineage: Eukaryota; Metazoa; Chordata; Mammalia; Sirenia; Trichechidae. The record is from RefSeq and is a predicted model, not a curated record. The coding region runs from base 112 to 2688 and encodes 858 amino acids. The transcript is spliced from 14 exons. Gene Ontology annotation, molecular function: ATP hydrolysis activity; ATP binding; MHC protein binding.